Molecule: messenger RNA, 879 nt
Organism: Clonostachys byssicola
Lineage: Eukaryota; Fungi; Ascomycota; Sordariomycetes; Hypocreales; Bionectriaceae
Source: the annotation of a GenBank genome assembly
AUGGCUCUCAACUUCUCGAUCUACACCUGUCAGCCCAUUCCAACCAGCGCCGCAAGUCCAGACCCCUCUUCUCGGGACGCUGGCCUGUGGUCGCCUCUCUCGAUCACUCUAUUAUACACUGAGACGUCUGCGCUUUUGGUGGAUUGCCCUGCUAGUAUCAAAGCUACACACGAGGUAGCAGUAUGGGUCAAGUCUCAGCUGUCCGCUAGCAGCACUUUGAAAUACUUCAUCUGCACGCACGCCCAUGGAGACCAUUUCUUGGGUCUUCCUGUCUUGGAGGAACACUUUCCAGGACUCAAGGCCUAUGCCACUCAAUCCGUGGUUGAGGGAAUCAACCAGCAACAGUCACCUGCCAUUAUGGACGCGCUCUGGAAAAAGAACUUUCCCCCAUCCGAGGAUGGCACCGGCCUGCCCGAGGCCAAGUCAGUUUUCGAGGCUCUCCCAGGAUCAAACGAAUUCAUCAUCGACGGCCAUAUGCUCACGCUACAUGAUGUUUCCCAUGGCGAUACCCACGCUAACUCGUUCAUUCAUGUUCCUGAGUUAGAUCUCGUAGCGGCAGGCGAUAUAGUCUAUAACGGCGAUUGUCACCAGUGGCUAGGCGAGGCGUCCGACACCCAGAAGCGACGGAAAUGGCUCAUGGCUUUGGAGCAGAUUGGUGAUAUGAAGCCCAAGAUUAUUGUUCCAGGACAUACAUUUACCCCCUCCUUGAUUCCUGAUGAGAAUGUAGCGGCCGAUUACAUCAAUGGGUUUGCGGAGGAGCUUGAGGUUGCUACGAGCGAGGGGGAUCUCUUCAACAGGAUUCGCUCCCGAUAUGACCGGUGGAAUCUGUUCUUGCUUGCUGGAGGCUCUCGUGCUGGAUGGGCAAAUAAGGAUUUCUAA